Messenger RNA from Cooperia oncophora, 408 nucleotides. The record is from the annotation of a GenBank genome assembly. NCBI's taxonomy places the organism in Eukaryota, Metazoa, Nematoda, Chromadorea, Rhabditida, Trichostrongylidae.
AAGCCUGGUUUUACCAGUAGCAAUACUGAUCAAGUCAAACGCUGUAAAAUUCAGCAAGAAUCCAUAAAUAGGACUGUUAUAUCCAAACAUUCAAAGGUUUUGUUCGUGCCUAAUGUUGAAAAGGAGUCUGUUAAAGACGUAGUAAAGAAAUUUUUACUGGAUAUAAUCAAUCUCGAAUUAGCCGUAAGAUUGGGAUGGAUUUAUGAUGAAUGGAAUGGCGCCCCUAUAAAAGAGUUAUUAUCACCGGUGGAGCUGAAAAGAUAUGAGGAAGGUACAUUAGAAUGGGGUAGUUUAUCCAUUGAAUCAAUAAUAAAUGGUACUGAAGUCUAUAAGAAGAAUGAAAAGUUCAAAGUUCGAAAGAGGAAUAUGGCUGGCAGUAGAAAGCAGAGAAGCAGAAAGAAGUAUUGA